This is a messenger RNA of Colletotrichum karsti, 1590 nucleotides long. RefSeq lists its product as uncharacterized. The coding region runs from base 1 to 1590 and encodes 529 amino acids. The record is from RefSeq and is a predicted model, not a curated record. Gene Ontology annotation, molecular function: oxidoreductase activity, acting on paired donors, with incorporation or reduction of molecular oxygen; heme binding; iron ion binding. NCBI's taxonomy places the organism in Eukaryota, Fungi, Ascomycota, Sordariomycetes, Glomerellales, Glomerellaceae. The transcript has 2 exons.
AUGGCGCUCCUCUCCCUCACGGCGCUCGCCUACAUUGUCCCCUUCACCAUCGUCUACUACCUCCUCUCCCGCUACCUCUCCCACCGCAACCUCCUCCGCUUCGCCAAAUCCCACAACGCGACCUUCCCCAAGUACGUCCCCUCCAAGCUCCCCUUCGGCGUCGGCUACGUCUGGCGCACCAUCACCACCGCCCGCGCCGGCGGCGACAUCCUCGACGACAUCAUCGAGAAGAACUACCAGACCAACGGCACCACCUUCUCCGCGGCGGGCUUCUUCGGCCCCGCCGAGGUCUACACCGUCGACCCCGUCAACAUCCAGGCCAUCCUCGCCACCAAGUUCAAGGACUUCGACCUCGGCGAGAGGCGCAUCCAGCAGUUCAAGCCCCUCCUCGGCCACAGCAUCUUCACGGCCGACGGGCCCUUCUGGGAACACUCGCGCGCGCUGUUCCGUCCGCAGUUCUCGCGCGACCACAUCAACGACCUGCAAAAGACCGAGGCCGCGGUGCAGGCGCUCUUCGACGCGCUGCCGCUGGUGGGUAAGCAGACGUCCACGGGGGCGCUGACGGUGGACAUCAUGCCGAUGCUCUUCCGCUUCACGCUCGACACCGCGACGGGGUUCCUCUUCGGCGAGAGCGUCGACAGCCAGACGGCAGCCGCGACGGGCAAGGUCGCCAACACGAGCGCGGCGACGGCCAUGGCGGCGGACCAGGCACCGGGGGCGAGCAUGUCGUUCGCGGACGCCUUUCACGAGGCGCAGAUGUGGAUUACCAUGCGUGUGCGGCUGCAGGGGCUGUACUGGCUCGCGCCGGCGAAGACGGGGCGGCGGGCGGCGGAGUACAUGCGCAAGUACGUCGACCACUACGUCAAGCUCGCGCUGCGGUCCGCGAAGCCGUCCGGGGAGAAGUAUAGUCUGCUCGACACGCUGGUGGAGCAGACGCGGGACGAGGGCGAGUUGCGGGAUCAGAUUUUGGGGAUUUUGUUGGCAGGGCGGGAUACGACGGCGACGCUGCUCUCGUGGGUCCUGUUGCUCCUGGCGCAGCACCCGGACGUGUUUGAGAAGUUGAGGGAGGAGGUGGUGCGGGAUUUCGGGGCGUACGGGGAGGAGAAGGUCGGUGUGGACUUUGGCACGUUGAAGAGCUCGCAGUACCUCCAGUUCGUGCUAAGGGAGACGUUGAGGGUGUAUAACGUCGUGCCGUUGAACCUGCGGAUCGCGGCGAGGGACACCGUGUUGCCGAGGGGCGGCGGUCCGGACGGGAUGGAGCCUGUUGUGGUGAGGAAGGGGCAGACUGUGAACUUCUCGCCGUACGUGCUGCACCGCAGGGAGGAUAUCUGGGGAGGGGACGCGUUGGAGUUUAAGCCGGAGAGGUGGGAGGGGAUGAGGCUUGAUUGGAAUUAUGUUCCGUUCAGCGGCGGGCCGAGGAUUUGUCUUGGACAACAAUUCGCGCUCACGGAGGCUGGGUUCUUGAUUGUGAGGUUGCUGCAGAGGUUCAAGAAGAUGGAGUGGGUUGGGCCGCAGGGAAAGCCGAGGAAGGAUAUUCACUUCACGAUGGCGCCGAGGGAUGGUGUUCAUGUCAAGCUCGAGUAUGCGUGA